ACAGCCGGGAGGAUGGGCCGCUGCUAGGCUCGCAGUGGGAAGCGCCGGCCGAUCAGGGUGGGAGCCGGCGCUUGCAGUGGCGCGGGCAGAGGCGAUCGGCCCGGGAUCGCGCAGCCCUGCAGCCCGCGUGGAUCGAGCUGCCCGGGCGCCCUGAAUCCUCAAGUCCCAGUUGAGUCAGAAUGGAUGAACAACCACAAGGAAUGCAAGGGCCCCCUGUUCCUCAGUUCCAGCCGCAGAAGGCAUUACGACCAGAUAUGGGCUAUAAUACUUUAGCCAACUUCCGAAUAGAAAAGAAAAUUGGACGUGGACAAUUUAGUGAAGUUUAUAGAGCAUCCUGUCUCCUGGAUGGAGUUCCAGUAGCUUUAAAAAAAGUGCAGAUAUUUGAUUUAAUGGAUGCCAAAGCACGUGCCGAUUGUAUCAAAGAAAUAGAUCUCCUUAAGCAACUCAACCAUCCAAAUGUAAUUAAAUAUUAUGCAUCAUUCAUUGAAGAUAAUGAGCUGAACAUAGUUUUGGAGUUAGCAGAUGCUGGUGACCUCUCCAGAAUGAUAAAGCACUUUAAGAAACAAAAGAGGCUAAUCCCUGAGAGGACUGUUUGGAAAUACUUCGUUCAGCUCUGCAGUGCACUGGACCACAUGCAUUCUCGAAGAGUCAUGCACAGAGAUAUAAAACCAGCUAAUGUGUUCAUUACAGCCACUGGGGUAGUCAAACUUGGAGAUCUUGGACUUGGUCGGUUCUUCAGCUCCAAAACCACAGCUGCACAUUCUUUAGUGGGCACGCCUUACUACAUGUCUCCAGAGAGGAUCCAUGAGAACGGAUACAACUUCAAGUCUGACAUCUGGUCUCUCGGCUGUCUGCUGUAUGAGAUGGCGGCGUUGCAGAGUCCUUUCUACGGAGACAAGAUGAAUCUGUACUCUCUGUGUAAGAAGAUAGAACAGUGUGACUACCCACCUCUCCCAUCAGAUCACUAUUCCGAGGAGCUCCGACAGUUAGUUAAUAUAUGCAUCAACCCAGAUCCGGAGAAGCGACCGGACAUCGCCUACGUUUAUGAUGUGGCAAAGAGGAUGCAUGCCUGUACCGCCAGCAGCUAAACUGUACGAGACCCUGAAGACGGCGACUUAAAUAACUUAAAAGUGUUUUUGUGCAAAUCAUACCUCCCCGCUUUUGUCUGGGUGUUAAGAUUACUAUUUCAGAGCUAAUGCGCUUUGAAUCCUUAACCAGUUUUCAUAUGAGCUUCAUUUUCUACCAGGCUCAGUCACCUUCCCAACCCCCAACUCUGGGAUGCUCAGAUUGCAUCAAGGACGCAAGCACAAGAGGUUUUAAGGGCGUAAGGUUUGAGAAUUGUUUAGCGUUUCUGCUGAGAGAUUGUGUUUCUAGAUAGUAAGUGCCAGGUGGAGGAGGACACAGAGGCACUGUCUGGAGGGAGGAGGCAGAACCCGAGGAAAGACCUGAGCAUGUGACACGUUUGUUUUUAAGUCACUUAACGGACAUCCUAGUGGACAUAAUUGUGAAGUUCUUUGUUUUUUUUUAAGUUUGAAGUACAUGUUUUAUUUAGUUCUUAGCAUUAUAGUUUUCGAAUAUAAUUCUUAUACUAAAUGCAGACAUGAACUUUUGAGAAAGAUUGAAAAUUUUUAGUUUAUACACUCAAAAUGCAACUAUUAAAUGUGAAAACAUAGAGGACGAAAUGUGAGUUGGACACUGAAAGUCUCGUGUUUUAAUGCCUUUGAAAGCCUUUUUGUGUUUAAAUGGUGUGAAUGAAGCCAUUUUAAAAGUGGUUAAGGACUUGUUUGCCUGGCGUGAUAGUCAUUUUUAAAGUUGCACAUUGCUCAAGGCUUUGUGUUCUUACUGUACAUUUGAAGAAUAUUCUGGAAUAAUCUUGUAGUAACUAUAGUUCAAUUUCUUUACAAAUCUAAAUACACUUAACUCAUAGCUAUACACUGUAAUGUAAGUGUAUAUUUUUAUUCAUAUAUUGAAUGAAGUUUUGAUCAGUUCCCCUUCAGAAUUUUUUUUUAUUCAAGUUACUUUCUUAUUUAUAUUGUGUGUGCAUUUUAUCCACUAAAUGUUUCAGAUUCUCUGACAACGAACUCCCUUUGUAAAAGAGAUUUGGUAUGCCAACACUUUUCUUAGAUUGAAACUUUUUUUAAAAAACUUUUGGGCCAUUCUGUGUGCAUCUGUUUUAUCUUGUUAGGAAGAGAAGAUGUAUGUUAAAAUGUGCCUGUGGAUGUCGAUGUUGUUUGACAGGGUUAUAAUUUUAGAGUAUGUGUAAGGCCAUGGAGACUGGCCCUUAAUAGACAGAACCAUUAGGAGAGCAGCGUUUCUGUGGAGACACUUUGGAGUAAAGUACUAUAUUUGUGUAUGAAGAUGACAGACAUGGGUGAUGCUCAUUUUAGUUAAGAAAAAAAUAUAAAAAGGAGAGCUAUUUAGGAAACCCUGAGGUGGAAUUUGUUUUCCCUGAAUGUCUUCAUCUUAAUACCAACCAGUGUCUUGAAAGACUUGUGGAGCCAAAGAACAGAGCGGCCGUGGCGGUUGCAGAACACUGUGUCCCAUGAUUGAACAUUGGGAAGGCUUAUCCUGCUGGUGGGGCAGCUUGUACUGUGGCCAAAAGAGCUCUUGGGUUUGUUUUCUCACAGAGUAUUCUUUCUAUAGUUAUUGUCAAGCAAUCUGUAAGUUUUCAAAAUAGUGGCUCGUCUUUUAAUUGGCUGUGCUUGCUGUCUUAGACAAGGGACAUCUGGUUGGUUUUUCAUCCUGAAGGCUGAACUGGGUGUGUCCCAGAUCUUAGUGGCUCAGAGCAUUUAUCCAGAGGCGUGAAGAAAGCUGCUUCUGGCGACCAUUUAUUUGUAUUGUGCUAUGUCCACUCUAAUGUCACAGGACUGACCGAGAUGCAAUAUCCCCUGCCUACAAGAGUCAUUUUCUUUCCAUCUUUGAAAACAAAAGGUUCUGCCCGGCAUUGGUGGUGCAUACUUUUAAUCUCAGCACUUGGAGGGCAGAGGCAGGUGGAUCUCUAUGAGUUCCAGGACAGCCUGGGCUACACAGAGAAAAGCCUAUCUCAAAAAAACCAAAACCGAAUCAAUGAAAAUACAAGGCUUAUCCCUUGUAGUGAUUUUGCUUUGUGAAUCGGUCUUCUAAAAAAUGGGGGAGGGGGACUGGGGGGAGCUGGAGACCUUAAUGGUUAGGGAUGGUCACUGUCCUUUAGUCCAAGUGUUCAUAUCCACCCCACCUCCAAAGAAUCUACUGUGUAACAAUAAAUUCAGUGUGAUAUUUGCAAAUGGUUAUGGAGUUGAUUAGAAUUUCUAAUCUUAACCAUCACCUAUAAAAUAUACUCUUUAUAUUUCUGUUUAUGAGUAAUUUGAUAUGAAGUUGAAUGUUGGAACUGAACUGAUUUGAGUAACAGGUCAAAUUAAAGGUACGGCUGAUUUGAAACCUUGCUUGAACAUUGGUACUAGUUACCCAGGGGAAAAUGGGCAGUAACUGCGGUUGGCACGCUGAGGUAUGGGGUGGUGAAUGUAGGGUAGCCUCAUCUGCAGUGCUCAAAAAGGUCUAAUGAUUGUAGAGCUAGCAAGAUGCCGCUGCCAAGUCAAGAGCGCUCUACCGUUCCUAAGUGCGUCCAUUACAAAACACCUGUCUUGUAUCCGUAAACUCCAGGUGUUGCUCUUAACCUGUCCUGUAUUUAUUAUAGCCAAGAAGCUGUUAUUCACACAGAUUAUUCUUUUGAAUCGAAUGUAUUGUUCAUCACCCACAAGUGCACACUCUUUGCCUCUGAUCCCCACAGUACUGUAAUAUGAAUUUCUUUUGUGAAAUACGUUUUAUUUUGUUAUGCUUUAAAUGUACAUGCAAGAGAACUCUGUUAUUAGCUUCAGAAACUGUACAAUAUCGUAAUAUAAAUAUAUAAAAAUAAAAGAUGAGUACUGUAAGUUUGA
Molecule: messenger RNA, 3914 nt
Organism: Rattus norvegicus (Norway rat)
Lineage: Eukaryota; Metazoa; Chordata; Mammalia; Rodentia; Muridae
Gene: Nek7
Product: NIMA-related kinase 7
Exons: 10
Coding region: 180-1088 (302 amino acids)
Cellular component (GO): spindle pole; nucleus; cytoplasm
Molecular function (GO): ATP binding; protein serine kinase activity; protein kinase activity
Source: RefSeq, marked validated